Molecule: messenger RNA, 1876 nt
Organism: Impatiens glandulifera
Lineage: Eukaryota; Viridiplantae; Streptophyta; Magnoliopsida; Ericales; Balsaminaceae
Product: cytochrome P450 734A1-like
Exons: 5
Coding region: 60-1658 (532 amino acids)
Biological process (GO): brassinosteroid metabolic process; brassinosteroid homeostasis
Molecular function (GO): oxidoreductase activity, acting on paired donors, with incorporation or reduction of molecular oxygen; heme binding; iron ion binding
Source: RefSeq, a predicted model, not a curated record
CGACAGCCCAAAGAUCGAAGAAGAUAAGAAGAACCACUCUCAAAGAUCAGUCAAAAGCCAUGGAUGGGUUCUAUAUUGUAUUAUACUUACUGGCGGCAGCGGUGGUGGUUUUCAAGAUUACGGCGGUGCUAUGGUGGCGGCCCAAAAAAAUCGAACAUCAUUUCUCCAAACAAGGCAUAAGAGGACCUCCUUACCGUUUCUUCAUAGGCAAUGCAAAAGAACUAUUUACUCUUAUGUCCAAAGCUUCUUCUCAACCUAUGCCUCUUUGUCAUAACAUCCUUCCUAGGGUUCUUUCUUUCUACCACCAUUGGAAAAAAAUCUACGGUGGAACAUUUUUGGUUUGGUUUGGGCCAACGGUACGAUUGGCUGUUUCUGAUCCUGACCUAAUCAGAGAAAUCUUCACCUCAAAAAAUGAAUACUAUGAGAAAAUAGAAGCUCACCCUUUAAUCAAGCAACUUGAAGGUGAUGGACUUUUGAGUCUCAAGGGUCAAAAAUGGGCUCACCAUAGAAGAAUCAUAACUCCCACCUUCCAUAUGGAUAAUCUAAAAUUAUUAAUACCUUUGGUGGGAAAAAGCGUGGUAGAAAUGUUGGACAAUUUGGUAGACAAGGAUCGCGAGAUUGAGAUUGAGGUCUCCGAAUGGUAUCAAAAGUUAACCGAAGAAGUCGUUACUAGGGCUGCCUUUGGCUGUAGCUAUGACCAUGGGAAAGACAUUUUUCGAUUGCAAGCGCAACAAAUGGCACUUGCCACACAAGCCUUUCAAAAAGUCUCGUUGCCGGUUUAUAGAUUUCUACCCACGAAGAGGAACAUGAAAUCUUGGAAACUGGACAAGGAAAUCAAGAAAUCUUUGGAGGAUGUAAUUAACCAGAGGAGAGAGAAAAUCAUGGCUGAUGGUGGCGGCGGUGAUGUUCCAAAAGAUCUAUUGGGCCUUAUGAUCGAGGCAAGCUUGAAAGAAUCGGCGGCGGCUCCGGCGGCGGCGAGGGUAACGGUGGGUGAUAUCGCGGAGGAAUGUAAGAGUUUCUUUUUCGCCGGUGAGCAAACAACGACAAAUUUGCUGACGUGGACGACCGUACUGCUGGCUAUGCACCCUAACUGGCAGGACCAGGCACGUGAUGAGGUGCUUAAGGUGUGCGGCCCACGUGACGUGCCAUCUAAAGAUGACAUUCCCAAGCUUAAGAAGCUAAGUAUGAUCCUGAAUGAAUCUCUCCGAUUAUACCCACCCGCGGUGGCAACUAUAAGACGGGCAAAGGUUGACGUGGAACUCGGAGGGUUCAAGAUUCCAAAGGGCACAGAGAUUUUAAUCCCAAUUUUGGCGGUUCAUCACGACCAGGCAAUAUGGGGUCAGGAUGCAAACGAAUUCAACCCGACCCGUUUCACUGAUGGGGUUGUCCAUGCUGCAAAACAUCCUGUUGCAUUCAUACCAUUCGGUUUAGGCCUCCGAAAAUGCAUUGGGCAAAAUUUAGCAAUUCUUCAAGCGAAACUCACGUUAGCAAUCAUACUAAAACGCAUGUCGUUUCGGUUGGCCCCACAAUAUCGACACGCACCAACGGUGUUGAUGCUCCUUCACCCGCAACACGGUGCACCGGUCAUCUUUAAACAUUUAUCUACACAUGAUGAACGGGCCAGAUCAAUCCUUUCAUCCGCUCAUGGGUUUGUUUGAGUUGGGAUUGCCUAUAAAAUCAAAAUUUCAAUCAAUUUGCAUAUACAAACUAACCCCAAGGAAGCAAAUGCCAAAAAUAAAUAAAUAAAAUUCCAUCUUGUCCUACUUUGCUAAAAUAUUUGAAAAGAAAAAGUGUGUAGCAUAAGGGUAUUGACAAGUGUGGUAGUUGUAAUUAGAAUUUAAUUAGUGAAUGGGUUCAUUGUUUAUUUUUUUAUUGA